Gadus morhua (Atlantic cod) is the source of this 1545-nucleotide messenger RNA. RefSeq names its product C-type lectin domain family 6 member A-like. Bases 96 to 857 code for a protein of 253 amino acids. The record is from RefSeq and is a predicted model, not a curated record. The transcript has a single exon. NCBI's taxonomy places the organism in Eukaryota, Metazoa, Chordata, Actinopteri, Gadiformes, Gadidae.
AGACGUUGACAUGCUUGCAUUCAAAACGCACAGAAAGAAGAAGCACUCAUAGGGGUAGGACGAUAAGAAACUCUGAAAACAGUUUGGACCAGAAUAUGGCUGAGGUGAUUCACUCCACGCACAACAUGAUGACCAAGGCCAGGAACACACAAGGAGAUGGAGAGGAGGGUAUAGAGGACGACUACGAUAGCAUUGAGAGCCUCAGAGAUCAACACCAGGACUAUGUGGGGACAGAGGAGUCCUCCAAUACUCUGGGAACAGUAAGAAGUCGGCAGCCGGACCCUGUGAGCCCUCCUCGGUGUCAGAUCAGGGCUGUGGUGGUGCUUCUGGUCCUGCUGUCUCUUACCCUGCUGGCUGGACUGCUUCGGUUCGCAGUGCAACACAAGACCAUAAGCAUGGGCAGAGACGUGGAGCAACUUGUCCAAAGGCUGAAGAAUGUGACAGAGCAGAGAGACUCACUGACCCUUUGUAACCAGGAAUGUCCAGGUAGUUGGGAUAAGUUUGGUUGCAAAUGUUAUUUCAUUGUGAUGGGAUCCUGGAAUAAGAGCAGGGAGCUCUGUGUUUCCCGUGGAGCAGAUCUGGUGGUGGUGGACAGUAAAGAGGAGAUGUACUACAUUGGCAGGUACGGCGGGGACCCCUGGCUCGGAGCGACAGAUGAGGCCAGUGAAGGGAUGUGGAGAUGGGUUGAUGGGACCGUCCUGUCAGUGGAUAACCCCUCCUGGAGUGGAGGAAAACCUGAUGGUGGCAAGGACAAGAACUGCUUAAGGAGGGUCUGGGAGGAGAACAACUUAAAAUGGACAGAUAAGCGCUGUGAAGCCAACAACUGGGGGCUUUGUGAAUAUAAUUUAAUGAAAUGAUGGAUGAAAAAAAUUCUUUGUCUGACUGAUUUGUUUCUUUGACUAUUUUUUACAUCUUAAUGCCAACAGACAUUUGUUGUUGGGUUCUGCCAUUCAAUAAGAGCUUUGAUUGGCUGCGAGGUGUUAUCUCCUUAAAAGGAGAUGACAUGAAGACUUCACUGGUCACUGCAGGAGCUGUACAUAGAUACUGUUCUUGUUACAUUAUUUUUUCAAUGUUUCCACAGUUGCUUUUGGUGUUGGAGGCUGAGAUAAGGCGCUAAAGAGUCAUGACAGUCAUUGGCUGGUUUUCAGUUGCUGCAAACCACACUAGUUCUCUAUUUAGGGCUUAAUUUGCUGCCUUUGCCUUUGUCCCCUCAGCUAAUUAUAUGAUUAAUUUUCUGUUUAAAUGUAUGUCAACUUUGUCACCAUGUAGUGUGAUUACUAUAAAACACUUGUGUAUAAAUUAUCUGUUGGUUCUACGGUGUUCAGAGGAACAGUAGACUUGUGUCCUGGUGUCUGAAUCGGCUUGUAGGUCUGCACUUAGUUUUGCGUUACUGGAUGAACACUUUUGAAGGUACAUAUAUAUGCAUUCUCACACAUAGUCAUUUGUAAAUUGCAUUGAAUCUGUAAAUGGAGUGUCCAUUCAGCUGUGUUUGCUGUAGUGAAUUGUACCUUUUAUUAAAGCAGCUCUUGAUUAAUAUGUUUUGCU